Frankliniella occidentalis (western flower thrips) is the source of this 627-nucleotide messenger RNA. RefSeq lists its product as uncharacterized. NCBI's taxonomy places the organism in Eukaryota, Metazoa, Arthropoda, Insecta, Thysanoptera, Thripidae. The record is from RefSeq and is a predicted model, not a curated record. Bases 181 to 627 code for a protein of 148 amino acids. The transcript has 4 exons.
GCUUCACUCGCACUCUCAGAUCGUAGCUCGCCGUCAGCGGGGACGGACCGUGUGCGUGUGUCCUGGCGUGUGUUAGUGCGUGUGCGUGCGUGUGUGUCCGUGCGCGUGUGUCCGUGCGAGUGAUGACGCAGCCCGCCGAGCAGCAGUGAGGACGAGGAUUACCCGCCCCAAUACGAAGCCAUGUCGCGGUCCUUCCUCGUGGACUCGCUCAUCUCGCGGCCGCAGGGCCCCGCCGGGCUGCCCGCGCCCGCGCUGCCGCCCGCGCCCUUCCAGAUGCCCUGUGGUGUGCCGCCCGCCUACCUGUGGGGGCUGGGGCUGCACGGGCUGUACCAGCAGCCGCACGGCGUCCUGCGGCCCGUCGCGGCCCGACCAGCAUUGCACCUGCCGUCAGACUUCAGCCUGCAGUCUCUGAGCCACCACGAGCUCCUCGGCCAGCGCCUCCGCCAGCAACCGCAGCUCCUCCAGCACCAGCACCACCACCAGCAAAACAGAAUUCAUGCAGAUAUUCCUGUACAUCCACACUACGGCCAAAAUCUGUUCGACUGGUAUUUGAAGGAUAAAUACUUGUCAUUACUUGAAAAGAACUUUCCUACUUUCCUCCAGAAUGGACAACUGAAGUCUCUUUAA